Molecule: messenger RNA, 741 nt
Organism: Zasmidium cellare ATCC 36951
Lineage: Eukaryota; Fungi; Ascomycota; Dothideomycetes; Mycosphaerellales; Mycosphaerellaceae
Exons: 2
Coding region: 1-741 (246 amino acids)
Biological process (GO): chromatin remodeling
Cellular component (GO): Ino80 complex
Source: RefSeq, a predicted model, not a curated record
AUGGCCAAGAAGAGCAAGAUAGUCACGCUGCGCCUGUCGCCAGAUAGUCUCGCGCAGUAUCCAGCCGCCAGUCCACCACCCAACCCACAAGCCAUCAAGGCAGAGGCAUCGCCAUCAGCACAACCUUCAGACACCGUCGACAAGACAUCCGACUCCAACGCGACGCCCAUACCGCCCACCAACACCGAUGCCGCCGACCCCAACUCGCUGGCACCACCCAAAGUCGAUGGCAGGAAGAAGAGAGGCGGCGCGGCCGUCACGGGUCGCAAGAGAGCACCACCUUCCAUCGACCCCAAUGCACCGAUGAGGGAAAGAGGCAGGCCAGGCCCGAAGAAGAAACCCAGAUUACCUGACGGCACAAUCGACCGCUCAGGAGAGAAGAAUGGUGUCGCAAGCGCCAUACCCGCCCACAAGCUCGGCCCCAAAGCCAACACUGGAGCCAUCAACGCCGGCCUACGUGCACUCGACCGCACUGGUAAGCCCUGCCGCAAGUGGAACAAGAAACCCCUCCAGCUCAAGUCCUUCACUGGCGCUGUCUGGGGCAUGGCGUCGUGGGGAGCACCUCCCAAGGAUGCUGGCUUCGCUGGCGACGUCAAGAGUGACAGCACUGGAUCCAGCGAGGUUAAGCCAGUGCACGAGAGCAGUGCUGUGCCUAGUGAGCGCAGUCACAGCCAUGUUGACGGCGACACCACCAUGAUGAACGGCAUCGAAAGCUCGCCGGCUCCACCCAUCGCUGCUUGA